Molecule: messenger RNA, 1464 nt
Organism: Closterium sp. Yama58-4
Lineage: Eukaryota; Viridiplantae; Streptophyta; Zygnematophyceae; Desmidiales; Closteriaceae
Source: the annotation of a GenBank genome assembly
AUGGCGACGUCUCUGCCGUUUACUCUCCCCUUCCUCUCUCUCCUCCUCCUCUUCCUCGUGCUCGCCGCGUCUUCCGCCGCGGUUAACGGGGAGGAGUACGAGUCCAACUUCUGUGACCGUUACGUGCGCUACCUCGGGCUGACCUGCCGCGAGUAUCAGGUUACGACAGUUGACGGCUACAUCCUCAACUUCCAGCGGAUCCUUAACGCAACUGCUUAUAACGCAUCCAUCUCAGCAGCAGCAGCAGCAGCAGCAGCAACUGCAGCAACAAGAGCAGCAACCGCUCCCACCACCAACACCCCCACCACUGCCACCACUCGUUCCUCCUCUUCUCCCUCCUCCUCCUUCUCCACUCCCUACCCUGUGCUUUUAGACCACGGGCUUAUACUGGGGGGCGAGCUCUGGUUCGGCCUCUCUAAUGUCACAGUUGACCCUAUUGCGUACAAGAGGCUGCCUAUGAUUCUGGCCAACAGGGGUAUGGACGUGUGGGUGGUUAACCACCGCUGCACCGAGUACUCCCCCCGGCACGUCACCUACACGACGCAGCAAUGGCAAUACUGGGACUGGGACUUCGACCAGCUGGUUCAGUUCGACCUGCCUGCCGUGCUGCGAGUCAUCACCACCGUAACCGCCUCCCCCAAAGUGCACCUCGUGGGGUACAACCAGACAAUCUCCCAUGUAUUGCGCCACAACCCCACCCCUUCUCACUCCCACCCUUCCACCCGCCCCCCUCUCCUCUCCCAUCAGGGCGGCAUGCUCCCCUUCGCCCUCGCAUCCACCUACCCUGAAUACACCCGCCAGACUGUCGCCUCUGUCGCUGCCGUUGCUCCCAUCGCCUACCUCGUCAACAUCACCUCCCCUGUGCUGGACGCCUGGGCCAACAACUGGAGCCCGGAUAUCUUCUUCUAUCAGAACCAUUUGCUCAACGGAGCUUACAACCUCACAGCAACGGAGGUUCUCGUCUCGACGCUUCGCCGCGUGGGCUUUAACUUCUAUACCGUUUUCACUCCGUCGGGGAAUGUACAGGACAUUCUCAGUAAUGUCACAGGCCCUAUCUGCUGCAUGGAUCCCAACGCCCCGCCCCUUGCCCUCAACCCCCAGUGGGUGGCCACUUCCUAUCGGGCACUGAUUCACUACCAGCAAGAGAUUCGCGAUCGGCAGUUCCAGCUGUGGGACUUCCUGUCAGCAGAGGCCAACACCGCCAACUACGGCUCAUCCACCCCCCCUCUGUACUAUCCGAGCCGCCUGCCGACCAACAUUCCGGUCCUGAUCAUCUCCGGAAGCAACGAUUGGUUCGCCGAUCCUCCCAAUGUGGCUCGGCUCAAGUCGCAGCUCGGCACGAGCCGGUGGUUGGAGCAUGUGGAGGUGCCUAUGUACUCGCACUUUGACCUGAUCUACGGCGAAAAUGUGCAUAACGAUGUGUUCGCGAAGGUUGCUAAUUUUCUAGAGCCUGCUGGAAAGUAG